GGAAAUCUCAGUGUAACGUGGUCGGGUUGGAUAGACGAUGUAUCAGGUUUGAAUGGCUUUCACUGGCAGAUAUAUCUUCUUGUUGCGACAAACUCUACUGAGCUCGACUACGAUUAUACCGCCUUGGAUGAAGGUCACUAUGACGCACAUUCAGUCGGAUGUAAUGUAUCAUUACCAAAUGCAGGAGUAUACUGUGUCUUCUUAACGGUGGAUGACGUGGCGGGAAGCUAUUGCAUUGCACGACGAUUUUUAACAUUUGACAAUGAAAAUGUCGUUACCAUUCACAAUAAAGAAUCACCUAUCGUAGUUGAGUCCGCUAUAACAAAUCCAAGUAACAAUGACAUAUGGCAAACUGAUCUUCAGGAUAAACACCACAAUGGAAAACAGGUUCAUAUUGUAUGGAAUGAUCACUUCCGCAAUACUCAUCACGAUGUAAACAGUUUUUUGGGCUCCAUAGCAGCACACGUUCCGGACAUACCCGAACCCUACGAAGAAAAGACUGGACAACCGCCGACGAUCAGAUCACGUGAAGCUAUACCUGGGGUGAAUGGCAUUGUCACAACUGAGACAGUUUACGCACUUGAUCAUCAAGGAGGGGAGAGUAUUAUUGAACCUCCCGAUCUGUGGUCGGAUGUCCCAAAUUUUCCAAUCGAAGAACAAUAUUUCGAUAUUGAAAGGGUAGAUGGAGAUUCCGUUCGUGUAUGGAUCCAAUCUUAUGACAUCAUUGGUAACUCUGCUGUGGAUGAAGUAUUAAUUCAUGUAGAUUCCUCUCCGCCUAAUAUAUUUGAUUUAGGACUAACGAAAGAUGGAGUACACCAACUUCCAGUGCACGACUCAAUAGAUCUAUAUGAUAUGAAUGUAACGUUUCGAACCUAUGACCAACAUAGUGGUCUGUUUGAUAUUAAAUGGGAAUUGAGGGAUAUGGCAGACAUAUCAAAGACAAUUGCCAGUGGCACAGUGGCUGUCCAGAAACAGGAUGGCACGUGUGAGUCUAAAUCUUGUAUAUGUAUUCCAAAGGGCGAGUGUUAUGGUACUGACUAUGCCAUACUAAUGGAUAAAAAUGAUUUCAACAAUACGUCUGGUACACAUGAUUACGAUUACGUAAUUACUAUUAAUGUCAGAAAUAAUGCGUUUCUGAUGACAACACAUCACUUCCAGAUAACUAUCGACACAAGUCCACCUACAGCAGGAACAGUUCACGAAGGUCAUGGCAACAACGACAUUGAUUAUCAGCACGAUUUCAACAUCAAUGCAUGGUGGAAUGGAUUCUUUGAUAAAGAGAGUGGUGUCAUGACGUAUAUGUAUGUAUUUGCUGACAUGUGUGCAGAUGAUAAAACAACACUGCCUACUAAGUAUGAGUAUGUAAAUAUCACAGCAACACGUGCAAGUUGGACAGCACCUGGACCUGGUAAAUACUAUUGCACAGUUAUAGCUUAUAACCACGCCUUAGAUCCUUCAUUGCCUGUAUGUUCAGAUGGCAUAGUUAUUGACGUCACCAAACCAAUAAUAGAGGAGAUCAGUAUUACAAAUUUUCGGAUACAUGGUGGACUCAUUCAAGACAGCAAUGGCACUAUAUGGAUGGUUAAUGAUCAUGGUUACAGAUACCACAUUAAUGAAUCAGUUGAAGACUGUAG
This is a messenger RNA of Saccoglossus kowalevskii, 1634 nucleotides long. RefSeq lists its product as uncharacterized. The record is from RefSeq and is a predicted model, not a curated record. NCBI's taxonomy places the organism in Eukaryota, Metazoa, Hemichordata, Enteropneusta, Harrimaniidae.